This is a messenger RNA of Notodromas monacha, 7184 nucleotides long. The record is from the annotation of a GenBank genome assembly. NCBI's taxonomy places the organism in Eukaryota, Metazoa, Arthropoda, Ostracoda, Podocopida, Cyprididae.
CGUUAACUUUCACCAGGCUUUUGAUUACAACCGCUGUAAGCACUUGAUGAGCAACGCGAAACAUAAUCAAAAUUUGUACUCAGUGUCUGUUUUGGUCCGAGCUGAUUAUUCUUUUGACGCAUCGCAUGAUUUCCGCAGCUCCGUUAUGGAGUUCACGGAACCCACAUCGCCAUCGGCGUUCGCGCGGUGGGAUCUUACGGAGAAAGAAUUUUUGUUGAUGAAGCAAGCUGUGAAUCCCCUUCACGAACGUUAUUUAAAGUGCGGUGUUCUUUAUGAUCCUCAUCAAUACUUGGACCGUUUCAUCACCGGCUCCCGCGUUUGGGUCAAAUCGGACAACCCAGAAGAAAUAUGGCGCUCAGGCGUCGUAAAAAAGGAUUACAAGGAAGGGGCUGGUCAGCUGGACGUCCAGAUCGAUGAAACGGAAGAAGAAGUAUCAUUGAAGAUCUCUUCGGAUGAAGAUCUUCCGUACCUUCGCAAUCCGGACAUUCUCAUUGGGGAAAAUGACCUGACAACGUUGUCGUACUUGCACGAGCCAGCCGUGCUGUACAACUUGAAAGUACGAUUCAUUGACCGAAAUUCCAUCUACACGUAUUGCGGCAUUGUCUUGGUUGCUAUCAAUCCCUACCAGGAAAUGCCCAUCUAUGACUAUGAAACAAUCAUGAUUUAUCGACAUAGUCGCGGGGAAGGCAUGCAAAAUAUGGAUCCUCACAUUUUUGCCGUUGCUGAAGAAGCAUUCACUUGCAUGGAAAGGAAUAAACAGGACCAAAGCAUAAUUGUUUCGGGAGAGUCGGGUGCUGGGAAAACCGUAUCAGCAAAAUAUGCCAUGAGAUAUUUCGCCACUGUUGGUGGAUCUGCCGACGAAACUCAGAUAGAGAAAAAAGUGUUGGCAUCAAAUCCCAUCAUGGAGGCGAUUGGGAACGCAAAAACGACGCGAAACGAUAACAGCUCCAGGUUUGGGAAGUACAUUCAGAUAGAUUUCAGCAAGCAUCUGCAUAUAAUUGGUGCUAACAUGCGAACAUAUCUACUUGAGAAAAGCCGCGUUGUGUUCCAGUCAGCGGACGAAAGGAAUUAUCAUAUUUUUUACCAGAUGGUGGCCGCGAGAGAAACGGAGCCGAUCCUCGAGCCACUGAAACUUGCUAUACCUAGCGUGAUGCACACAUUUUUACAAAUUUUGUUGACAGAUCCCGUCGAGAGUUACCAUUACCUGAAUCAGGGUGACAGCAUAUCCAUUCCUGGUGUGAAUGAUGCUGAACAAUUUGAUUCUACGCGGAAUGCCUUCUCCUUACUGGGAUUUUCCGAGUCAACGCAAGCCAGUAUUUUUCGAGUUCUUGCCGGGAUUCUUAGUCUUGGCAACAUUCGAUUUGAUGAGCGCAACGACGAUUGCUGUUCGGUCAAGGUUGAUGACGCGUUUCAUAGGUUUUGCGAUCUCAUGGAAAUAGACAAAGAGCAAAUGAAAAUUUGGUUGGUGCAUCGGAAAAUCGUAUCCGUCCGAGAGAGUGUGACGAAGCCUAUGCCUGCAAGUCAGGCACGAUCCGGCAAAGACGCUUUGGCUAAACACAUAUACGCUGUGCUGUUCGAUUUCAUAGUGAAUCAAAUCAAUCAAAGUUUGAUGGCCAAUUCAAAGUCAUACCGUUUCCUGGGAGUUCUCGACAUCUAUGGUUUUGAGACGUUCGAGAUCAACUCUUUCGAACAAUUUUGCAUCAAUUACGCUAAUGAAAAGCUACAGCAACAGUUUUGUCAGCACGUUUUCAAACUAGAGCAAGAAGAAUACGUGCGCGAAAAAAUCGACUGGAAGUUUAUUGACUUUUACGACAAUCAGCCGUGCAUAGACCUGAUUGAAUCAAAAUUGGGAAUUUUGGACUUGCUGGAUGAAGAAUGCAGAAUGCCGAAAGGAACAGACCAAUCCUGGGUUUUGAAAUUAUACGAUAAAUGCGGCACAAGCGAGCACUUCGGGAAGCCGAGGUUCUCGAAUGAGGGAUUCAUCGUUGCACAUUUUGCUGACAAAGUAACUUACGACGGUCAUGGCUUUUUGGACAAAAAUCGUGACACUGUUCAAGAAGAGCAAAUCAACAUACUUCGAGCUAGUCAGAGUAAACUUGUUAUGAAGCUCUUCCUUGAUGAAGGAGAUAAAUUACCAACUCCGAAAGCGGUUUCUCGGACUGUUCCUCUCACAAAAGCUGCUGCACCUGCGACUCGAAAUAAGCAGAACAAGAAAUCGGUUGGCUCACAAUUCAGAGACUCUUUGAAUCUAUUGAUGCAAACUUUGAAUACCACGGAUCCCCAUUACGUCAGAUGCAUCAAGCCGAAUGAUCACAAACAACCGUUCUGCUUUGAGCCUCUGCGGGCUCAACAACAGCUUCGCGCUUGCGGCGUUUUGGAGACAAUUAGAAUUUCUGCCGCGGGAUAUCCAUCACGAUGGACCUACCAGGAUUUCUUGGAUCGCUAUCGUGUGCUGAUUAAAACAGUAGAGAUCGAUCGUUCCGACAUGAAAACGACUGCCGAACGGAUCAUUCGACGGCUCAUAAAGGUCGGAGCGUCGUUUCCGCUUGCUUUUAGUGAAGAUCAAUAUCAGUUUGGCAAAACCAAAGUUUUCUUCAGAGCCGGUCAAGUGGCAUACUUUGAAAAAUUGCGUUCUGAUCGCAUGAGGCAAUGCGGCAUUUUAAUUCAAAAAGUCAUUCGUGGCUGGUUGGCGAAGAAGCAAUACAUGGUUGCCAAAAAAGCUGUUCUUAACAUUCAGCGGGUUUCACGAGGUUUUAUUGCUCGAAGGCGUGUUCAGAGGAUGAGAGAGAUACGUGCAGCAAUCAUAAUGCAGAAGUAUGCCCGAAGAUUUGUAAAACGGAAGCAGUUUCUUCGCAUUAGAAGGGCGAUUUUGGGCUUGCAGACGAGAAUAAGAGCCUAUAAUUCUAGGAUGAAUUUCGAGCAUUUAAUGAAAGAUUCCAAAGCCACUGUUAUCCAACGGCAUGUGAGAGGUUGGCUUGCCAGAAGAAAAUAUCAACGCAUUUUGCGAGGCAUUGUCUUAGCGCAAAGCUUGGUUCGCAGACGCAUCGCGAAGAAUAUCUUCAAGAAACUGAAAGUCGAAGCACGUUCUGUUGAGCACAUCAAAUCUUUGAACAAGGGUUUGGAGAACAAGAUCAUCUCCCUUCAACAACGCAUCGGGGACUUGACGAAGGAAAGUAGUAGUUACAAGCAAUUGCAAAUCGACCAAACUAAUUUGUUGGCCAAACUCGAGCAAGCCAAAGGUCUUGCUGAACGCAUUAAGCAACUCGAAAUCGAAAUUGCCAAAUUACGUGCGGAGCGCGAGGAGUUUGUUGAGACAAUUCAGCGGAAAAACAACGAACUCCUCACGCUUGCCCAACUCAAGGAGCAAGAGUUCAUCGAAAGGCGAAAAGCCGAAGAAGAAAAAUUGGUCAUUCUGAAGGAUAAAAACGAGCUUGCCGCUGAAAAGGAGAAGUUGGUCUCUGAUGUUGAUGAUCUUCAAAGAACUAUUCAGGAAAUGGAAGAAGUGAGCAAUGCGAAGGAGCGCGAGCGAGAAGAGUAUGAAGAGCUUCAAAAGCGUUACCAAAAUUUGUUCAUGGAAAAAGCAAAUAUGGAGCAAAAAUUGGAGAACAUGAGAACGCAAUUGAUGCAUGUGACGCAAUUCGGUACCCAGGAUUCCACUGGAGGAGCGGGUGAUUCUCUGAGUCCAAGUUUCCACCGACGCAAUGCGUCCGAUAUCUCAAUAAACAUGACGGACUUCAGCAGCAUCGGAAAUGAUGAGGAUAUUGGUUACGGAUCUACUCGAGUGCGAGAAGAAGGCCGACGUAAAUUGGAUGACGUUGAAUGGGCAGGAGACGGUCGUGGAUCUGACAUCGAUGUUGGCCUGAUGCUUCAGCUCCAGCAGAAAAUUAAGAAGCUUGAACGUGAACGGGACAGCUUCCAGUCCGAAAAUUCGAAACUCAAAGGCGGCAUUUCCCCGUCGGAGCAGACCGUGAACCAUAUUAGACUUCAAGAAGUCGAAAUGGAAAACGCAAAACUGAAGGAUGACCUGAGCAAGCUUAGAAUUUCGAUUGCGGCUGGUGGUGGAUCUGAUGUGGAGGAACUGAAGGCGCAAAUGGAAGCCUUGAAUGAUGAGCUGGGACGCAGACGAGAGGAGUGUGUUCAGUUGAAAUCGGUUCUUGCCGACCAAGCACGGUCUGGAUCUCCGCUAGUAUCUGGAACCCAUUUUGGUGACGAUAACAUCGACGACUACGCCGGCGCGUAUGAUGCCCAGAAAAAAAUACUGAGGCAACAGGAAGCGGAAAUUCAAGAAAAAGCAGUUGAGAUCGCAGAACUGCGUCUUGAGAUAGAAAAUCUUCAUGACGAUAAUGAGCGUCAGCAAAAGCUUUUGGCUUCUCACCUUCUGGAGUCUCCGGAUGGAGCCGAGCAGGCGUUCAGUGCUGUUGCCAAGCAUGAACUUGAGCGCCUGACGAAAGAGAAUAUGGAUCUUUACGCGAGGGUUGAGAAGUCGACGAAUCAGGCUGCGAGGUACAAAACACUGAUCAAAAAGUAUGCCAAGAAGCUGAAAGACAGCGGAAUUUUGAACAACGAUUCGAGCACAACUCGGAGCACGAAAUCGGAAGGCGUGGUUAUGAGACUUCGCAACAAACGCUUCGAUCGUGCGCGAUCUCGCGUCAGUGCCGACUCGUGGCGCAAUCUGGCGACGGAGGACGUGGGAAAAGUCGCGGAAGCUUUUCUUUCGUAUCCGAUGUCGAGUUACGGUUCACCAGCACACAGUGAUGAGGACGUUACCUCUUGCGUAGUUUCCGAACUGAGUCGUCCGCUGACCUUUUUGUCUGGACUGGUCACACCCGCGUGCAUUGAUCGGUACGAGGAGGAAGCGCGCGAGGAAAUGGUUCGAAGAGCGCGACGAUUUCGGGAGAAGGGGUCUACGCGAAGGUCGGCAGCUCCGGAGCGGCACCGGAGCUGGGAUCGGAACCAUGGACUCGAUUUACCACCGUUAGCCAACCAGCGACUGGGUCUGAGAGACAUGCCGGCUGUGCGACAUAAAGAAAAUCAAGACUUCCUUGGGAUGUAUGCAUUUGAAAGCGACGAUCAGCCGAAGAUCUUCAAACAUUUGAUACUGGAUUUGCGACCUCAAGUCGCGAAGCGCUUGCUACCAGGUCUUCCUGCUUACGUCAUCUUCAUGAUGAUACGCCAUACGGAUCACGUGAAUGACGAAGUGAAAUUCAGAGACCUCAUGAACGCUGUUAUUAAUGCCAUCAAGAAAAUUGUGAAGAAGAAGCAUGAUGAUGUGGAAUACUGUGCCAUGUGGCUGGCAAACUUGGUCCGUCUGAUGCAUAAUUUGAAACAAUAUAGUGGAGAGAAGAAAUUCCAAAGCAAGAACUCGGAGAAGCAGAAUUCGCAAUCGCUGUGUCACUUCGAUCUGGUUGAUUACCGAUCAGUGCUAUGCGACCUUGCCCUCUGGGCGCAUACCGUGCUUGUGAGAGGUUUGGUGGACCAGAUCACGAAUCUGGUUAUUCCAGCUAUCAUGGAACAUGAAUCCAUUGCUGGUUUACCGAGUAGCGGUCCUCCGCAUGCUCGUUCUAGAGCAAAUAGCUCUGCUGUUUCGACACCUUCUGGAGAAUCAUUGCCAGGCGAUGGGCCCAUUGAUCCUCAAAAGGCUUUGGAUUAUCUCACCAAACGCUUGGAUCAAUUUUUGCAACUGAUGCAGUCGUACGGAAUAGAUCCGGAAAUCGUCGUUGGUGUCUUCAUUCAGGUGUAUUAUUACAUCGGUGCUACAAGCCUGAAUUGCCUGCUGAUGCGGAAGAAUGUGUGCCAUUGGUCAAAGGGGAUGCAAAUUCGUUACAACAUAUCCGUCUUGGAGCAGUGGGCUCGAGAAAAGAAACUUGAUGUAUUGGAGCCACUGCAACCCAUUAUUGAAGCGGCUCAGCUGCUACAAGCCAGGAAGACCGAUGAGGAUGUUGAUACGAUUUGCACUACCUAUACAAAAUUGAGUCCAUUGCAGAUUGUGCAGAUCCUUAAAUCCUACACCCCGGCGAAUGAUUUUGAGGAACGGGUGAAUCCUGCUUUCAUCAAAAAGGUUCAGGCGAAGCUGGAGGACAGACACGUCAAAGAGAAUAUGAACAAGGGCGGAACUGCUCCUCUUCUGAUGAACACAAAGUCGCCGUCGUAUGCGGUAAAAUUCCCGUUUAAUCCAUCAAGCAUUUGUCUGGAAGAUAUAGAAAUUCCUGACGCCCUCGGUCUGAACUGUUUGAAGAAAUUAUAGAAGCUGGUUUGCCUGCUGGUUGCCAAUUGAACCGCGAGAAAAGCUUUUUCUCUGCCGUGCUUUCAGUUGCCAAUAGCCUUAGUUGAGAUUUUCUUCGAUACCCGUUCACUCAUUAUUGCUUGAGAUUUUUUUUCUUGGGGACGUGACGUGCAUGCUUUCAGCGCGUUGUGUUUUUUUUUUGUUAUUAGUUUGCAAGCGUUUUAUGUUACUUAAGCUUCCGACAUUCCCGCAUGAAUGUCGGAAAUUCCGAGACAUCGUUUAGAUUGUGAUAAUUGAUCCGAUACGAGUACUGCAAUCCAAACAUUCAUCGAUUGAUAGUGUUUUUUUCUGGGAUUGUUAGCAUUCCUGUCGUGUCCUGUCGGGGGACAUUUGUACGCAAACCCAUUCCGUUCAGUAAACGUGUUCCUGUGAUUCGCGAAUGUGCAUCUUGAAAACGUAUUCAAGAUUUUUGUUCUGUUGAAAAACCAUGCAAUUUGAACUUUUUGUUGUGGAAGUUUUCAUGUUCUCCGUAUGAAACAUUUAGGAUUGUUAAUUUAAAGCCGUUCCCUUGCCGUUAUCGAUAAAUUUUGUUUUUGAGCUUUGUGUGUUUGGUACUUACGUCUGCGAUGCUGUGAUAGAAGAUUUUAUGGGAAUUUUUUUUUCCAACCGGCGUGCUUCAAUUGACGGUUAGUUUGAGGGUUUGGACCUUAUAUUUCGCCCGCGCUUCUACUUCAGGGAUUUCAAUCUCUUUCCCCGAGGAUACUCCUAAGCUUUAAUACGUUAUGGACAAUUGUGGAAGGUUUUACACGCGUGGGCUUGCUGUUCUACGUGUAAUAAUGAAUAAAGGUGAAGGGUGAGAUGUCUGGGAAGGUUUGGUUAUGCUAUAGAAACUGGGACUUCUGCAUACGCCAUUGCACGUAGCGCCUUCUGAAUAAAUGAGAGCUGUUUGCAGUUUACGGAG